Messenger RNA from Durotheca rogersii, 1197 nucleotides. Its product is annotated as RCC1/BLIP-II. The record is from RefSeq and is a predicted model, not a curated record. Gene Ontology annotation, molecular function: guanyl-nucleotide exchange factor activity. Gene Ontology annotation, cellular component: cytoplasm. Bases 1 to 1197 code for a protein of 398 amino acids. The transcript has a single exon. Lineage: Eukaryota; Fungi; Ascomycota; Sordariomycetes; Xylariales; Xylariaceae.
AUGGACGGUCUCUUCGCCCUCGGCUCCAAUGGGUCGGGCCAGCUGGGCCUGGGUCAUCGCACCGACGUCUCCGUGCCGAAGCCCGUCCGCUUUGACCCCCCCCUCGACGACACCGAUGAGGUCGUUUGCGUCGCCGCCGGCGGGAACCACACCAUCGCGCUCACCCGUGCCGGCUGCGCGUACUGGGCUGGUGACCCGUCGACCGGGGCCUGCGGCGUCGUCCGGGAGAGCUCCGGCUCCGGGUCUGGCGCAGACACGUCGUCCGGAUUCCACGCGCUCGCUCUCGACCCGGGCGCGGACAGGGACGGUCAGCGCCUCCGCCACGUCGUCUACGCCGCCUGCACGUGGGACGCCUCCGUCCUCGCGCUCAGAGACGACGAAGAUGCAGUGACGCAAGUGUACGUGUGUGGCGGCGACAUGACGGUCGCUAUUGCAGAUACGUCUGUGACGGAUCUGACUACCCUUGGAAUGCCACUCUUACUCACCGACUUCCCACCACCUGGCACGCAAAUCGUGAGCCUGUCCGCGGGGCUCCGUCAUGUCGUCGCCGUACUCGAUAACGGCGACGCGUGGGGGUGGGGUGCGGCACACAAGGGGCAGCUAGGCGAGGAGGAUGCCGCGGUCAGGUCCAACCCCGGUCCCGACUCGGGCUCCGGCGGCGCGAUCGUCAAGCGCCCCCGCAAGAUAGGUGGGGUUCCGUUUGCAGUGGCCGCUGCGGCCUGCACACAGCACGCGACAUGUCUCAUCGCCGCGCCAGGCGACGGCCGAGUCCUUGUGCUUGGCGCAGACGGGAGAUGGGCCCUACGGACGGGAGCGCCUACCGAGGCGCCCGACUGGGCCGCCCUCGCCGCCGGCUGGGGGGCUGUCUACAUUCUGAGGCGCGGUGGUACCCUCCUCGCUUGGGGUCGCGACGACCACGGCCAGAUGCCGCCCCCCGGGCUUCCCGAGCUCGAACGGGUCGUUGCCGGCAGCGAGCACGUCGUCGCCCUGACGCGAGACGGUAACGUCCUGUCGUGGGGUUGGGGCGAACAUGGCAACUGCGGACCGACGACUGCCGGGCAGUCCGGAGACGUCAAGGGUCGCUGGAACGUGCUCGCUUCGGUGAAGAACUUGCCUGAGGGGUCUAGUAUCACGGCCAUCGGGGCUGGAUGCGCUACGAGUUGGAUUAACAUUGCGAUGGAGGGUAUAUUUCUUUGA